CUGUAUCCUACUCAUUUCCAUCCUGUUAGUUUCACCUCAGGGAGCGCCAAUGACAAGUCCAGCCAGCAUGAAUUGUCUUCUCAAUGGGCAUAGAGGAGUUCGUAUGAUUGAGAAACUGCUGAUAAUUGUUGUAGGGUUGAGGUGAACUCAUGGCAACAUAUACCAUGUCAAAAGGCUUUGGAUAUCCCACUUUGCAGUCCUGACUAUCCACUUGAUGCAGUGACCACGAUGUUCGAACUCAGUGUGUGGGUCCAAACGUGGGAGGGUGAUGCACGACUUCAACAUGUGUGUCCUACGAGCGUCAACUUAAUGAAAAUGUGCCAAUAUUCUGGCAAGUAUGGCUAGGACGGAGUCUACAAGAAACCUGGAAGUCCUCUUUCCUCUUUUCCCACUCUAUGCGACUAUUCCAUGAUAUCCCUUCCCGUUACUGAAUUUUCCAGACACCAUCAUCAUCUACAGGAUACUCUCUGAGUUUCUCGAUGUCUGCUCAGCAAGGGGAUGUUCAUAAUAUGAUGGCACAUGCUUCAUCUGUCGAUGCGCGCCACAGCGUGUUCAGUGAAGUUCAUGGCCAGCAAAUUAAUGGCAAUCACGCAAUAGUUAACCACUACAGCAAAGAUAUCGCUCAAGUGCGACAAGAACUGGCUGAUUGGCUGACUCCUCUGGAUUUCCGUCAAAAACAGAAUGAUAUCUACGGAAAUCGACAAGAGGGGACUGGAGGUUGGGUAUUUGAUAACAAAAUAUACAAGGAUUGGGAGAGGGGCGAUGCUAAAACACUAUGGUGUCCUGGGAUUCCUGGUGCUGGCAAAACGGUUAUCGCGUCACAUAUCGUCAAUCAUCUUGCCAGUACGCUCAAGAGCCCUAGUAUAGCUGUAGCAUACAUCUACUGCGAUUACAAAGACCAGUCAAGUCAAACGGUUUUUGACCUUGAAGCAAGUCUCCUGAAGCAACUCGUUCAAGAUUCCUCGCCAACGUUCGAGCGCGUUAAAAGUCGAUACCAAUGUCAUCGGGAACAAAGAUUUCGCCUAACUGUCAAGGAUGUCCACGAUACGCUU
This is a messenger RNA of Serpula lacrymans var. lacrymans S7.9, 1052 nucleotides long. RefSeq lists its product as uncharacterized. The transcript is spliced from 5 exons. The record is from RefSeq and is a predicted model, not a curated record. NCBI's taxonomy places the organism in Eukaryota, Fungi, Basidiomycota, Agaricomycetes, Boletales, Serpulaceae. The annotation marks the transcript as partial.